Saccoglossus kowalevskii is the source of this 2314-nucleotide messenger RNA. RefSeq names its product EGF domain-specific O-linked N-acetylglucosamine transferase-like. The record is from RefSeq and is a predicted model, not a curated record. NCBI's taxonomy places the organism in Eukaryota, Metazoa, Hemichordata, Enteropneusta, Harrimaniidae. Gene Ontology annotation, molecular function: protein O-acetylglucosaminyltransferase activity. Gene Ontology annotation, cellular component: endoplasmic reticulum lumen.
GAACAGUCAGUUGACAUGUGUACGCGUAUUGUAACUGGCUGCGGCUUUUGUUUUGUCCAGUUCAUACUUCACGAGUAAAGACCAUGAGAAGAUAAAAGCGCAGUGACUUGUUCAGAUUGAUCUUUAUUGACGUUUCAUUUCCGAUGUAACAUUGACACCAACUGACAGUCUAUCGACAACUUGAACAUCACUGACACCAGAUUAUGAUGAGAGGUGUGUGUCUUUGGAAGAUUGUUAUUCUCCAUCUGAUCCUAGUACUUAUAGUAGAUUGUGGUCUAAGUGGUUGUACUGGCGAUGAGUUUGAUCACCUUGGGAAGUCACAUCAAGAUUUCCUUCAAGAACAUAUUGAAGAUAAAGUAAGGAAAAGACCAGACAUCAAAUUCAUAGAUCCAAAUUUACAUCCAGAGCACUACCAGUAUUAUUUUACAAAUAAUCCCGAAAUUGCUGAAAUAUGUCGAUUGAAUACAUCAUGCCCAUAUAAGGAUUCUUUAGACAGCGGUAAAUGUUGGGGUUAUGAAGAGGGAUGCUCUAAAGAUCAAAUGCUUAAUUAUCCUAUAUGCGAUAAAUUACAUGAAGCUUGGGCAACAACUUUAGAGGAGCAAGCAAAAGAAUUUUUUCGAAUUGCAGAUUUUGGUUACGUCAAAGAAAUGCAUGACACUAUGCAGACAUUUUGUAUACCACAGAACAAGGGUGACUCAUCUCUCGAGUGUACUCAAUAUUUAAGACAUUGUAGAGGUCACAAUAUUUAUUUUGAUUUUAGCAAUCUGAAUUCUGGUAACAGUAGACAAAGAUUCAGAAAUGAUAUCUUCCAUGAAGGUGAAAUUGGAGGUCAUUGUCAGUUAAAAGUGGAUGAAUUGAAAGCAGAAUCUGCCCAUAAUAGUGAGCUACAAUCAUGGUAUGCUGAACUUAAUAGCUUUACUUCAUUUGAUUUUCAAAUACCAAACACAAAAGACUGUGAUAUUAUAAUCAACAAACCGACUUAUUUUAUGAAACUUGAUGCAGGUAUUAAUAUGUAUCACCAUUUCUGUGAUUUUGUUAAUAUUUAUAUAUCACAGCAUAUCAAUAAUUCAUUCUCAUCCGAUGUAAAUAUCGUCAUGUGGGACACUAGUGGCUUAAGCUAUGGCGACUUCUUUAGUGCAACAUGGCAAGCAUUUAGUGACUAUCCCAUCAUACCGAUCAAACGGUGGGAUGGAAAAAAGGUGUGCAUGAAAGAAGCUGUGUUCUCUUUACUGCCAAGGAUGCAAAGAGGAUUUUAUUACAACAUGCCAUUAGUUCCUAGUUGCCAUGGUAGCGGAAUUAUCAAGGCUUUUUCACAGCAUCUUAUGCAUAGACUAAAAAUACCACAAGAAGGUCCUUUGAAAAACAAAGUACGUGUGACUUUGCUAGCCCGGAAUACAAAACACCGCAAUAUAAUCAACCAAAAUGAGUUAGUAAAGGCUAUGAAGAAAGAGAAGGAUUUAACUGUAAAAGUAGUGGAAUAUAAUCGAAACAUGCCAUUCUUAAAGCAGCUUAAGUAUACCCAUAAUAGUGAUAUAUUUAUUGGAAUGCAUGGAGCUGGACUUACUCAUUCCCUCUUCCUGCCUGACUGGGCUGUGGUCUUUGAAUUAUACAAUUGUGAGGACCCAAGGUGCUAUCGUGAUCUGGCCAAUCUUAGAGGAAUCAAGUAUGUGACUUGGAUCAGGGUCAACAAACUAAAAAAACACAAUGAGACCAAUCACCCAUCUCUGGGCUACCCCCAUGCCAAAUUUACAGACUACGAGUUUGAUGUUAAGGAAUUCAUGAAGAUAGUUCGUCAUGCGGCAGAUUACGUUAAACAACACCCAAAGUAUAAAGAACACAAUAAUGAAAUCAUAAAAGAUGAAUUGUAGCGAUAAUUCAUAUGUCAGUAUUAGUAUGAGAAGCCUACCAUCUGCUCUCAUAUCAAACAAUAAUUUACAUAUUCCACCAGACAUAACUGCUUAUUUUCAGCAGUUGUCCAGUUUAAAUUUAAUCUCCCUCAACAACUUUCCUUAUUAUUUAGCAUUAACCAUCUGAGUAGAAUUCCACUUAGUUGAUAAUUUUGUUGUUGCCCAAUGUACAAUAAGAUUCAAGUCUGAGACAAUUGUUGCUUUUUUAAAGCAGUUGUCAUUGUGCUAUAAAUAUUGAGAUGUGUCAGUGUAAAACAACUAUAGAUAAAAUGACCAAUCAUUAACCCAUUGGAUGCGAUAAUCAUAUUUUUUUGGUGCAACAUUUUAUAUAUUUUUUUAAAUAUUUUUCUAGAUUUAGACCAAAUUGACACAAUUACCUGCAGAUUUUGAUCAACAUUUUCAAAAAA